Coccidioides immitis RS is the source of this 2996-nucleotide messenger RNA. RefSeq names its product long chain fatty acid transporter. The transcript has 2 exons. Lineage: Eukaryota; Fungi; Ascomycota; Eurotiomycetes; Onygenales; Onygenaceae. The record is from RefSeq and is a predicted model, not a curated record. Bases 1 to 1971 code for a protein of 656 amino acids. Gene Ontology annotation, molecular function: long-chain fatty acid transmembrane transporter activity; long-chain fatty acid-CoA ligase activity.
AUGGAAGCACUCGCGACACUGCCACUGACCCUCUCGGUUCCGGCCGCGACUACAUUCCUCGCCUAUCUUAAUGCAAGAUGGUCACUCUUCUACGACGCAAAGUUGAUAAACUCCAUCGCCAGAGCCGUUUUCCGCCGCUUCUUCUGGGUCAAAAAUGGUCGUGGGAACCUCUUCUACAUACUUGAGCAGCAUGCAUUGAAUCCGAAACUGGCCCAGCAACCUUUCCUGGCUUACCACGGCAAGAUCUGGACUUUUCACGAAACAUAUCAGACAGUCUUGCGAUAUGGUACCUGGUUGAAGCAGGCCCAUCAAGUCAAACCUGGCGAUGUGGUCGCGAUAGAUUUCAUGAAUUCACCGACGUUUAUAUUCAUGUGGAUGGGUCUGUGGAGCAUUGGUGCUGUUCCUUCUAUGAUCAAUUAUAAUCUGACCAAAGCCCCGUUGGAACACUGUGUCCGGAUUUGCGAUGCCAAACUUCUUGUUGUUGAUGAAGAGCUGCGUCCUCUCUUUCCUCCGGAACAGUUGUCAGUCUUCAGUGCGCCUGAUUUCCGUAAAAAUGGUGGCCCUGUUGAAGUCGUAUUCCACGACAACACUCUGGAGUUUCAAAUUAUGGAGUUUGAGCCCAUUCGGGCACCUGACGUUGAUCGCGGUAAUCAAGAAGCCACUUCAACCUGCAUGUUUAUCUAUACCAGUGGCACGACUGGUCUUCCCAAAGCUGCCAUCAUCAAUUGGAGCAAAGCAAUAACUGCCGCGAGUUUUAUGCAUGUAGCACUUGGUCUGCGGCGGACAGACCGCGUCUACACCUGCAUGCCAUUGUAUCAUUCAACUGCCGGUCUUUUGGGCUACACCGCUUGCUUACUCAAUGCUAGUAGUCUAGCAAUUGGCCGUAAAUUCUCAGCAAGGAACUUCUGGAAUGAAGUGAGAGAGAACGACGCGACCGUGGUGCAGUACGUUGGAGAGACGCUCCGUUAUUUACUUGCCACUCCAACCCAAACCGAUCCGGCUACUGGAGAGAAUCUGGAUAAGAAGCACAAUGUUCGAAUGGCCUAUGGAAAUGGCCUUCGCCCAGACGUUUGGAAUCGGUUCAAAGAGAGGUUCGGAAUUGAUACGGUGGCAGAGCUAUACGGCGCCACAGAAGGAUUGUCAAUAACUUUGAACGUAUCGCGGAAUGACUACUCAACUGGCGCUAUUGGCCGCAAUGGUGCCCUCGGAAACCUCCUUUUAUCGAUCUCCUCAACUAUUAUUGAGCUGGAUCCCAUCACGGAGCUUCCUCGACGUGACCCAAAGACUGGCCUAUGCGUGCAAGCCGUGAAAGGCGAGCCCGGCGAAUUGUUAUUUGCGGUCGAUGCAGAAAAUAUUGCGGAGAAAUUUCCGGGAUACGUUAACAACCCGGAAGCUAACAAUAAAAAGAUCAUUCGCGACGUUCGUAAAAAAGGAGACGCAUGGUUUCGCACGGGAGAUAUGAUCCGGUGGUAUCCCAAUGGGUUGUGGUAUUUCUCCGAUAGGAUUGGAGACACUUUCCGUUGGCGCAGUGAAAAUGUGUCGACAAACGAGGUCAGCGAGAUCCUGGGCAAUUAUCCGGACGUCCAUGAGGCGAAUGUGUAUGGCGUCGAGGUCCCACAUCAUGAUGGCAGGGCAGGUUGUGCCGCAAUUAUAUUCAAAGAACAACUUCAGAAUCCAACUUCCAACGUUGUUAUUGAGCCGUCACAGAAAAUUCUUCAAUCUUUGGCUGCUCAUGCCUCUGCGCAUUUACCAAAGUACGCCGUUCCCCAGUUUCUUCGAGUCACCGCUUCGAUGCAGUCAACCGGCAACAACAAGCAGCAGAAGACCACUUUACGAGCUGAGGGCGUCAACCCAGAACUCUUAGAGAAUAAUAAGACUACCGAUCGACUGUACUGGCUGAGCAAUGGCACAUACGUUCCCUUUGGGAAGAAAGAGUGGAAUCAACUGAACAGGGGCAAUGUUAGGCUGUGAUCCACCCCCUAUGAUCUGUUCCCAUUUACCCUUAAUUUUUCUUCGAACUUUCGUUGGCCUUUUGUAGAAAUUUCUAACCUAUACCCUUUUGAAUUUUUGCCCUUCCCUGAGCCUGAUGAGCUCCAUGCAGUUGUUCCCAUCAAUGUGAACAAAUGAGGUUCAUUUCUUGAGGAGGAUUGCCAUUUUCCCCCCCUCUUUCGCGGGAAUACCUUAGCCUACAAAAAGAGACAUAAGUAUUUCUAGAGAGUUUGUUUUGUUCGAUGCUACUUGAUAAUCUGUCGAUAUCAUAGUGGCGGACCCGACGCUUUGAUCCAUAGCAUUCAGUCAAGUUCGUGUUCGAACCCGAGAUUUAAGCAGCUAGUAACUAUAUCUGAACUUCUACAUCGCUGGGCAUUUGGAUUAUCAUUUUUGUUUCCUCCUCCCCUCUAUGGCCAAUAUCUUAGGUCUCAACGCACCCGAACUUUGGGGUCAUUCAAACUCGACAAGGUCAAGUCCUGCCAUCGGGUGAGGAUAUGGGGAUAUGUAUAUCGUGAGCUCGGGAUGUAGCUCGAUUGUCUGGUAGCAAAAGGAUGCUUUACCCGCAGACAUCUAUACAAAACUGUUACAAACUUGUCUGUCACAAACAGUAAUGAGAAGCUUCCAAGGCAAAAGGCCCAGCCCAUGAAGUUUCAACAAACUUUGCAGUCACCAGGCGUCUGACAUGAUUCGGAUCGCAUGCUGCUCCGAUCUCAAUGGUUAGGAUACAUGUCUAUCCGGUUCCGAAAAUGGUUAUACACAAUAAUAAGCAUAUUAAAAGGUCUCAAUGAUAUAGAGGAGAAAUAUUAUGCGUUUUAAAACAGAAACUUCUUCAACUUUCCAGACCUUCGCAUCCAGAUCAAGGAGGAAUAAAUGUUUUGUAACUUGGCAAGCCUGAUUGCUCUGCUGCAAGGAUGCUUCUUGUUCGUGAAACAGGCAACUAACCAUGUUGCUCCUGAACAAGUAUUGUAUGUACGGAGCACAUAAUGGAAACAGCAUAAGAUAACAAA